GCGGCGCCCGAAGAGGCGGUGGUCAGGGACCAGCGAAAGUGUGCAGAGGCGCGUGCUGGGCACAGCAAGUCUAUCGCGGGAGCGCUGCGGCCCGCGGUGGGGCGGGAAAUGUCCGGCUGUCCCCGCCCCGGGCCCGGAGCCCCGGGCCCCGUGCCGAGCCGUGCCGCGGAGGGGUCGGUGCCCCGGGCGGUGCGCGAGGCAGACAGAGACGGAGAUGGCGCCCGCAGCGUCCAGGCUGCGUGCGGAGCCUGCGAUCGGGGCGCUCCCGCGGCGCGCGCUCGCCCGCUACCUGCUGCUCCUGCGGCUCUACCCGGUGCUCACCAAGGCGGCCACCAGUGGCAUAUUGUCAGCCCUUGGGAACGUCCUGGCCCAGAUGACUAAGAAGAAGCAGAAGAAAGAAGACUCUCAAAGGGUAGAUGUCAGUGGGCCUCUCAGAUACGCAGUCUACGGGUUCUUCAUCACAGGUCCCCUGAGCCACUACUUCUACCUCUUCCUGGAACAUUGGGUCCCUCCUGAGGUUCCCUUGGCUGCUGUUAAGAGGCUGCUCCUAGACCGCCUACUCUUUGCCCCGGCCUUCCUGCUGUUAUUCUUCCUCACCAUGAGCCUGCUAGAGGGGAAGGACGCCGCUUCCUUUGUCACCUGGGUGAGGAGCAGUUUCUGGCCAGCCCUGCGGAUGAACUGGCGUGUGUGGACCCCGAUGCAGUUCAUCAACAUCAACUAUGUGCCCCUGCAGUUCCGGGUGCUCUUUGCCAACCUGGUGGCUCUGUUCUGGUACGCCUACCUGGCCUCCUGGGGAAGUGACAGAGCCUGAGGAGGACCUUGGACACACAGCAGAUGGGGCUGGGGAGCACCCGCCUGAGGGAGACCCAGGACCAGUGCAGGCAGGAUUCCGUCUGAUGCUAAAUCAUGUGAUUCAUGGUGCCCCGUAAUGACAGCUGGAGAAACAGAAGCCUUAGGUGUCUCGAUCUUGAGAGAAGCAGCUGCCACCUCAGGCGAUAGAGAUGGUACUGGGUGCUGCCUUGAACCCAACAAGGAUCUCAAUAAACUGUGAUGGAGCUGCCU
Messenger RNA from Chinchilla lanigera (long-tailed chinchilla), 1062 nucleotides. RefSeq names its product peroxisomal membrane protein 2, 22kDa (gene Pxmp2). The transcript is spliced from 5 exons. The coding region runs from base 215 to 811 and encodes 198 amino acids. The record is from RefSeq and is a predicted model, not a curated record. NCBI's taxonomy places the organism in Eukaryota, Metazoa, Chordata, Mammalia, Rodentia, Chinchillidae. Gene Ontology annotation, cellular component: cytoplasm; membrane.